Messenger RNA from Rotaria sordida, 1398 nucleotides. The record is from the annotation of a GenBank genome assembly. Lineage: Eukaryota; Metazoa; Rotifera; Eurotatoria; Philodinida; Philodinidae.
AUGACAGCAAAUAUUUCAUCAUCAACAAAUACAAAUCGAUCAACAAAUUUAUCAAUAUCAAAUGGUCAUUUAUCAAAUAUUUCUAAUGAUAAUAAUACUACUACUAAUAAUAAUGAAGAAGAUCAAUUAAAUCGUAUUAAUUUACAAGCAUUACAAAAUCGUGAUCCAUAUAUAUCUAAAAUAGUUGAUCAAGCACAACGUGUUUGUGUUUAUAAAUUUAUUGCUGAAAAACGUGAAUGGGAACGUAAAGAUCUCGAAGGAACAUUAUUUGUUUAUGAAAGAAUAUGCAAACCCUAUCAUGGUUUUGUUAUAUUAAGUACAGUUUCACGUGAAACAUUUGUACAAAUAAUAAAACCAUCUAUGGAAUUUAAACAUACACCUACUUAUGAAGCAUUUCUUCAAUAUAAAGUUGAUGUUGGAGAUAUUUAUGGAAUAUGGUUUAUUUCAAAAAAUGAUUGUCCUCGUGUAACCGAAUGUUUAAAAUGUUUAACAGAAAAAGCAAAAGAAUGUGAACAAUUAAAAACAACUGAAAAUGUUCUGUCUACAACAUCAAAAAAAUCAAAUGAUAUUAUUUCAUUAUUAAAUAAUGCUCAUGAUAAAUUUCAAGACUCUAAACGUAAACAGGAAACAAAUAACGGUGAAACAUCAACACCAAUGCCAGCUGUACUUUUACGUUUAUUUUCUACUCAAGAAACAUCCACACAAUCAAAUAUAAAUAAUGAUGAACGUGGAGAAGAAUUAAAAAAAACAUUAGGCAUUUCAGGCAAACCAGCAUUAAGUGUAACAGAACUUGAAAAACAAUUACUUCAAUCAACAUCUUCUCAAGAGACAACAAAAACUGAUCUUAAUAGUGAUAAUCUUGAAAAACCUGUGCCGAUUUCAAGAAAAACUCAAAUACAAACUUCAUCUCAAUCAAUAUCACCUCGUACAGUGACAAAUUUACAUUCCACUACUCUUAAUUCGAAACCCUUGAAUGGACUUGAGUCUACAUCAACAAACACUAAUCGUUUAAUGACACCAGCAGAUUUUCAAACAUUAAGUUUUACAGAAUCACCAGUUGGUGCCGCUCCGACACAAAUUGAGCCGUCAUCGUCAUCAGCAUCAUCUCAUCAUUGUCAACAUCAACAAUCCUCAUCAACUAAUCAUUUUUCAAAAGAUUAUCUUCGACAAUUGUUAGUUGAUAUGCUUCAAAAUGACGAAGGACUUGUAACCGGUUUAUAUAAUGCUUAUAUUGAAAAACAAACUAUUUUACGCCAUUCUCAAAAACAAAUUAAAUCAUAUUUCGAACAAAAUUAUGAAAUUAAAGCAGCACUUCAAGUUCUAUCAACAACAUUAGUUAUUGUUAAAGAUAAACAAUCUUUAUCAACAAUAAGUCAGUUAUUUGAUCGUGAAGAAUAA